GGGCUUUAAUCAGAAUUAUUGUAUGGUUUCUUCAGCUACUCAACAAUAGAGAUUCAAGAUGUUCAUGAUCUAUGAUCUAUAGUGUUAAAUUGGGGGUCCUCUAAAUAUUUGAAACUAAAUUGGAUCUCAUAGCACUUCGAUCGAAUCGCUGAAGCUAUGAAUUUCUUCAAGUCGAUUUUAGCCGAUGAUUCGGAUUCUCCCGAGCCCGAAAGUGACCGAGAGUCUGAACAGCGCUCCCCAUCCAGGCAAGACGCAAAUCCAGAAGAAACUGAGGAGGAUGACGAUGACCGGAAUUUCCAAUCAAAAGACGAUCUCAAUUCAAGCUCCAGCCCAACUACGGCCAAUAGCAGUGCGGGUGGUUGGAGUUUCGGAGGUCUGAUGAAGACAUUAGCCUCUCGAUCCGAGUCCGUCCUCGAAACUUACCGCAGGGAUCUGGAGGAAUUCGGGUCUGGUCUUAAGAAAGAGACGGAUCUAAUCCGAGAUGUUGCCAGCCGCGCGGUCAAGGAGCUCCCUGAUGUCGGCGCGUCGGUGGCUCAUGUUUCUUUGGGAUCAGUCAGCAAAACCAUUGAUGGAGUGUUCAAAUCAACCGCUGAGAUCAUUUCUCAAGGUAAAGACUCUCUCCUUCAUGCACCUUAUGAGGCAGCCGCCGAACCUGUAACCCCCGAUGCUAGCCGGAACUUGGAUUCUCGUCGUUACAGUAGGUUUGAUGCCCAGCUGACCACAAUCCAAAAUGAUCCAAAUACUUUCUCGGAGGAACCGGAGGAUUUUGAAGAUUAUACGAAAUGGAAAUCAGAGUUCAACUUAAAUGAUAAGAGGGAUGAAUUUGUGAACUUGAUUGCAGAAAACAGUACCCUAGAGGGUGUUUACAAAAGGCUUGUACCUACAGGUGUGGUUGAUGAAGAGACCUUCUGGUGUAGGUACUUUUACAGGGUGCAUAAGCUCAAGCAGCAAGAGAGUGUUAGAGCUAAGCUUGUGAAGAGAGCAAUAUCUGUAGAUGAAGAAGAAGUAUUAUCCUGGGACGUAGAUGAUGAUGAUGAGGAUGCUAAUCAUGAGGAAACCAGUAGUGCAAAACUAACUAUAGAUGAACAGGGGAGUAAUGAACAAGCUGGUAUUGAUAAUGAUCAAGAUUCAUCCAAAAUUGCCGAGCCAGUUAUUAAAGCUAAUAAUGAUGAAUCGAGAGAUGUCAGUGCUGUUAUUGUUGACGAAAAGAGACAAACUGAAGCCAAUGCUGAUAGUUCUCCUGAAAAGACUACUAUUAAAAGCUCUGUUGUUGAAUCCAGUGGGGAUAUCAAUUUGCCUGAAGAAAAAGCUGAAGAAAGUUUGGAAGUGGCCAAGGAUGCUUCUGCUUUAGUGAUGUCAGUGGAGGGGGAAAGUGAUCAGGGAGCUUCGGGUAAGCGCAAUGGCAAUUCUUCUUUGCAGGAGGAAGAUGAAGACUUUGGCUGGGACGAGAUUGAAGAUAUUGAGAGUGGUGAUGACAAAAAAAUGUCUUCUCGUGUUCAAAGUGCAAAUAGGGAUGAGGUGAGGAAAAGGCUUGCUGAAGAAGAUGACGAGAAUUUGAGUUGGGAAAUUGAAGAUGAUGAUGAGCCUGCUAAAGCUUGAUUCUUGGCCAAUCUCCCGAAUUGCUGUAUUUGGGUACUUGAGGUUCUCAACAUAAUUUAUGAAAAGAUAUACAGCAGGAGCUUGCAAGUAAGACGAAGAUGCAUAUUUUAGAGAGCUUCUAUUUGUGUAGUUCGCCUGUUGUUUUUAAAUUGUCUUCCAUGUUGAAAACUUUCCUUGAUAAAUUGCUUGGUUUGAUAUAGUAGUAAACUGCAAUAUUAAAUUUGUUGACGAGUGAAUGCCUCUGCAAUUGCCAUUUUGUAACAAAUGAAAUAUUAGGCAGUUUGAAGCGUCUGAUUAAUGGUAGCUAUGAACCACUUGUAUGGCUGUAUCAUUGUAUGCCAUUUUGAAUUGUCUUGAUCUCAAGACAGUGAGACUAUUUUCUACUUUUCAUUACAACACACUGUAAGAACAUACUGAUCUAAACAUGUCAAAAACUCCCAGAACACAUUCAGAUCAAUAUGAUGUUUAGCGGAAGCAAAAUAUGGAAUUACAUACCUCCAGCCAUCUCCUUGAAGAACACAAUGAACUGCCCUAGAUGUUUUGCUCUUCCAAGCCCUUCUCUUCACCUUCACUAGAUGGUAUGUGUAUACUAAUGGUAAGGAGCAGACUCAGGGUGCCGAAACAAGAGCCAAUCGGCCGCUAUUUAACGAGCUCUUCCCAUCAAGGAGCUCCCAUCGUGCGGCAAAAGAAUAGGGAGAAGUUACCGAUCUUCUCUCUCGCUAAUGAGUUGGGGAAAUAAUGGGUAAUCUUUAUCUAAUAAAUGGACCACUUCAGAUUAGUUUUUCC
This is a messenger RNA of Cuscuta epithymum, 2385 nucleotides long. NCBI's taxonomy places the organism in Eukaryota, Viridiplantae, Streptophyta, Magnoliopsida, Solanales, Convolvulaceae. The record is from the annotation of a GenBank genome assembly.